Ceratina calcarata is the source of this 2200-nucleotide messenger RNA. Its product is annotated as odorant receptor 85b-like. Gene Ontology annotation, biological process: detection of chemical stimulus involved in sensory perception of smell; sensory perception of smell. Gene Ontology annotation, cellular component: plasma membrane. Gene Ontology annotation, molecular function: olfactory receptor activity; odorant binding. The transcript is spliced from 5 exons. NCBI's taxonomy places the organism in Eukaryota, Metazoa, Arthropoda, Insecta, Hymenoptera, Apidae. The record is from RefSeq and is a predicted model, not a curated record. The coding region runs from base 139 to 1374 and encodes 411 amino acids.
ACAAUAAUUUUCAACUGAAAUACGUACACAGUAUCAAUUUACCCUAUACCCAUUUUGUCUUACGAGCGCAAGCGCAGGACUCGCUGACCAGUCUUCAGCGGCAGUCGCAAAGGCUCUUUCGCCAAGUGACAUUCAACGAUGAGCAUGAAUAAACUCAAUGACACGAAGAAUUUCCUUAACGAGAAUUAUAAAAAAGAUCGGGACUUCAAUGUCCGCUUGAACGUAUGGACGUUGAGAACAAUCGGCACUUGGCCAAAAUCUAAAAACCGAUCCUGGCUAAGAACGAUCGAACAGUUCCUUCUGAGGCUCGCUUGUUACGUCCUGCUCCUGGCUAUUCUCAUUCCCGGAGGUAUUAACGUGAUCUUCGAGAGCAAGGAUUUUUACAGCCAAUUAAGGCUCAGCAGCGCUCUGAGCUUUUUCGUGAUGGCGAUUAUCAAGUACUGCGUGCUGAUCGCUCGCGAGGACGACAUAUACAGGUGCGUGAAAUACAUCGAGGACGACUGGAAGAAUGUGAAACACUGGGAAGAUCGUAAGAUUAUGCUGGACAAUGCGAGUUUUUGUCGUCGAAUAAUCGUAAUUUGCGGCUUCUUUAUGUACGGCAGCAUGGUCUUCUAUUACAUAGCAUUACCGCUUACGCGAGCGAAGAUAAUCGAAGAGGGUGGCAAUUUGACGUACAGGCGGCUCGUUUACCCUUUUCCGAGAGUCCUACUCGACGUCCGUCACAGCCCCGCCAAUGAAAUCUUUUAUACCAUUCAAUUGUUUUCGGGAUUCGUCGCUCAUAAUAUUACGGUAGCUGCUUGCGGUCUAGCUGCCCUACUCGCCAUGCAUGUGUGCGGACAAUUGCAGGUUUUGAUGGCCUGGUUAGAGAACUUGGUCGAUGGGAGGGAAAAGGACGACCAGUGUCUAGACCAAAGGCUGGCUAGUGUCGUGGAACAACACGUUCGGAUAGUUAAUUUUGUAGCUCACAUGGAGAAUCUCUUACGCGAAAUAUCGCUAGUAGAAGUCGUGGGCUGUACUAUAAAUAUGUGUUUCCUAGGAUACCAUACAAUGAUGGAAUGGGAUCCUAAAGAACCUGUUAGUGGAUUGACAUUCAUAAUAUUACUUAUAUCCGUCACGUUCAAUAUUUUUAUAUUCUGUUACAUCGGCGAGCUAUUAUCACAAGAGGCAGUGAAAAUUGGUGAUAAAUCUUACAUGAUUGAUUGGUAUCGAAUGCCUGUGAAGAAAAGCCUCGCUGUGUCUCUGAUAAUUUCGAUGUCCCGCUCGACUACGAGGAUCACUGCUGGCAGUAUCAUCGAGCUUUCCAUUAGCAGCUUCGGUGACGUCGUCAAGACUUCAGUCGCGUACUUGAACAUGCUACGACAGUUCACAGACUAGGCAUUUCUCAAAUGGUUUCACACCAUACAACUGGCAGUAUUGAACGUAAAAUUCUUGUAGCAUAGAAGAUGAAAUAAAAUUGUUGUACAGCACACACUCGAACUUGUCCAGAAAGGGAAUUAAUUCUGAUCUGAAUAAAAAUUUACCUUUUGCUUAUAUUACAUAAUUACAGUUACCAAUCCUAUCCUCUGUUUUACAUAUUGUAAAUAAUGUGAUAGAUUUUACGAAUUUCACAUAAAAAUAUGUUCGACUGUUAAAGCACUUGGCCUAUUUUUCCAAAUGUGUGAUCAUCUUGGUGUUAAUAUUCUUGCACCCACAGAAAAUCAAAUGAAAGGAAGCAUUUUUCCAGAAAUCGAUUACUUCGUGUACGACGGGAAAUUAUUGUGGAGUUGAAAUAAAGAGAAUAAGUUCUCAAUGUUUUAUAUUCAAACGAUCAGUAUAGUGGCUAAGGCCCGAAUGAAUGCCACGCCUCGUCGAACGAAGCAACCCCAGUCUCUCAGUCCUAGUCUACUCUUAUCCUCUAGAACUCUAGACAGACUAAACACUUGGUUUAAGGAAGCCAUGACGCCAUGCAUGGUGUGAUCCCUCGAUUGACAUUAUACAGCCUGCUUUCAGUAUCCCUUACACUCAUAAAUUGAUUAGCAAUUCAGCAUGCAAACUUUGAAAAUCGAGUUGUCGAUGUUUCACUGUUAUUAUUCUAUUUUGAUCGCACAUAAUGCAUAAAGGACUGAACUAGUCGGAAGGGUGAAACUAAAUGCAGAUCGCACGCCACACUUGCCUUUCCCCUAGUGCAGCCGGAAACUGCAAACGGGCGCCAUCGCAUUAU